UUGUGCUAAACUGCUAAUCCGGUAUGUCCCAACAAGAGAAAAGGGUAGAUCCAAACAACGAUUAUAACCACAAUUACAUAUUCUGAUGAUCCACGUAAUAGUGAAAGGUUCGGUUUGAAAAGAUUUCGGUGGGUAUUUCGGGGGGGGGGGGAUAUAUUUCCAGGGGUAUAUUCUCUCAUUAUUUUAUUCCCAAUCCUCUUUUUUAUCAUUAUGUAAAACAUAAUAUUUUUUUUAAUUAUUGGUGAAAUAUAAUUAGGGUUUAAAAAUCUCGGCCCACUUUGUUGCAACACUGGGAAAGUUUGAUUUUAUAUAAAAAUGUAUCUUAAAAAUACCAUGCUACAGUGUGUAACUUAUAAUCAUUAUGGCAGCGUUUUUUUUUAUGAAAGAACUUUGACAAAUUUUGGGAAUAGAAGGGUGUAGUCAUAAGCACAGAAACUGAGGAAACACAGAAUAUUUUAGAACAGCAUACCUUAAAUAUUCUUAGCUAAUAUAGGCCUAUUUAUUUGUUUGUUAUGUUUUGUCAUUGAAAAAAGUACACUCAACUCCUUAUUUCUCUUUUCUAUAUAUGUUCUCACGUUUUUGUAAACUCUGCCGUAAUUCAUGUUUGUUUCUAUUCAUAGGCUGACCAUGAUGUUGAUAAUUGGGUGGAGACCUUUCAUUCGCAUGUCCGUGAAUCUUCAUUCAAUGGGAAAAUAACAACAAAGAAUGAUCGAAUUCUUACAGCAGAACUCGAUCCAGAAGCUCUUUCGCAUGUACGUGAGAUGGAAGGUGUACAAUACGUGGAGGAAGAUGGCGUUGUGUCUCUGUCGGAUGUUUUAAUCUAUAAAGAAGAAAUAUAUGAGGAUGCCAUUGAAAACUGGGGACUAGAUCGAAUAGACCAAGAAAAGCUACCCCUAGAUGAUCGCUUUGAGAUAUCAGGUACUGGAGAAGGAACACAUGUUUAUAUUCUAGAUUCUGGUAUCCGAGCUACACAUGAAGAUAUUAGAGGAAGAGCUGAUGCUCCUUUUGAUGCUUACGGUGGAAAUGGAUCUGAUAUUGAUGGACAUGGUACACAUUGUGCUGGAGUCAUAGCAGGUACCAAGUACGGUGUAGCAAAACGAGCUUUUGUACAUGGUAUUAGGGUUAUCAAAGAAAAUCGAAAAGGAUCCGUCUCUGCAGUUAUUACUGCAAUGAACUGGGUGGCAAAGAAUGGAUCUCGUCCUUGUAUAGCAUCAAUGUCGUUCAGUGGAAAAGGUUCUAAAUCACUGGACACCAUGGCUAAAGCCCUCUACGACAGCGGAUGUGUAUUGUCUGUGGCAGCAAGCAAUGAGAAUAAUGAUUCGUGUGCUAAGUCCCCUGCUAGAAUAGAUGAAGUGAUCACUGUCGGGGCAACAGAUAUGGAUGACCAUCGAAGUUUCUUCUCUGAUUUCGGACAUUGUGUUGAUAUAUUCGCACCUGGUCGAGAUAUACUUAGUCUUGAUUACCAUGCCGAUGACAGUGUUAAGAGCAUGAGCGGCACGUCAAUGGCCACGCCCUUUGUAACAGGUGCAGCCGCCGUCCUCAGCGGGAGAGGCUACAAACACGACGAAAUCAAAGCAAAAUUGAUGGAACUAUCAUCCAAAGGUGUAGUCAAAUCCAGAGGCAAAGAUUCUCCAAAUAAACUACUUCAUCUUGAUAUUGUCGACAGUCUCCAUAAUAAUUACGUUAAUAGCUAUAUGUUACAUGAAGAUGAAGAUAUGAAAUCUUUUAUCGAAUCAUUUAAGUUCACUGAAAAUCACUAACUAGAAAAAAACAACAACAUAUGAAUCCUCACAUCAAAAGGAGAUAUCACAUUCCAUGUAAUUUUAUUGAUAAUAUUGAUUGAUAUUGAUUAAUUGAGGCGAGUCAUUCUAUAGCCUCUGUGUACUAGUAAAACAAAUACACCAGCUUAUUCCCUUUAAUAGUUUUUGUCUUUUAAUUUCAUUCUCCUUUCCAAUAUAAUUAAUUUCAACUUCAAUUCAGUUACAGGAGGUGACCUUAGUACAGCUAUCACCACCAAAAAUCAUUUAUAAUAUCUAGAAAAAUAAUGACGAUACAAUACUUUUCCUGUGAUAUAUUUCCAAUAAUUAUCCAUUUUUCUUUAGAAUUUUACUUCAACAAACUCUCGAUACGGAGAAAACUUGAAUUCUGAUUUUAAGAUCUGAAUAAUGAAAUAGAAUAUCAACUUAUAUUUAUAUAAUUUUAUCUUAAAUAUAAUAGGGUGCCCUUUGUAAAUGAUAAAAGUAUACAAAAUCCAUACGUAUAUGUAUUGGAAAUACAAUAAGCAUGCAAAUUUUGGAGUAUAGUUGAAACGCAUGCAAGUACCAUUGACAGUUUGAUAUAGUAAUUUGAGCUUCUUUUUUUUUAACUAGAGAGGGUGGUUGGAAUUUAGUGAAGGGUAAAAAUAUUGAUGAAUGAGCAUUUAUAAUAUUCGGUAUUGCAGUUUGAGACAUCAACUGACGUAGGCUGGUGAUAAUCUUGUAUAUACUUUGUCUUUUUCGGGAACGAAUUUAAAGUUAUAAAGAAAUUAGAAGAUAAAUUAUUUAGACUCUUAAAUAUAAAUUUCAUCUAAAAUACAUUACUGUUAUUAACAAUUUCGACUGAAUCAAUCCGUAUGUAUUCCUUAGGAAUGAAGAAUGAUAAAUUUGCAAGAAAAAUAAAAUAUUUUAAUCCCUCAAUAUUUGUCUGAUAGCUGGUACUUACAGCUUACUUUAUAUAGUUAAAUUAUUUUGUUGUGUUAACCCUAAAAAGACUGGGCUAUUUUGGAGGCUAGAAAAACUGGGG
This is a messenger RNA of Lytechinus variegatus (green sea urchin), 2781 nucleotides long. Its product is annotated as extracellular serine proteinase-like. The transcript is spliced from 7 exons. Gene Ontology annotation, biological process: proteolysis. Gene Ontology annotation, molecular function: serine-type endopeptidase activity. The record is from RefSeq and is a predicted model, not a curated record. Bases 762 to 1760 code for a protein of 332 amino acids. Lineage: Eukaryota; Metazoa; Echinodermata; Echinoidea; Temnopleuroida; Toxopneustidae.